AAAUCAAAACUUUGUACCAGCGAAAAUUUAUAUCUUGUACAAUUUUGCAACGGUGAUCUAUAUUUUUGGAGGAAUAGGACAUGUUUUAGGUUAUAUUUCACUCUUAAGAUUACUGCCUUGACAGAUGUAAGGAAACAGAAAGUCACAGAUGAUGUUACUUAUAGAUUAUGCCAAGGACAUACAUGUACUCCUACUUGGACUAUAAUCAGAGACCCUUCAAGGAGUUGCCAUCCGUGUUUCUUUAUUUACCUGUGAUCUGGCUUUAAAGGUUUCUCUCCCGUCUGAGCUGAAGAUAGAUCGGGAGGGGAGGGGUUCAACAUGGACUCCGUCCCAGAGGUCACACCCAUGAGGAGCUAUAACUUCAGGAAGGCCAAACUGAACUCCUCUGUAGCUUGGCUCCUUACCAAAGCAUACAGUGAUAGAGAGGAACCUCCAGCCGAUCUACUUGAUCCCCUUUAUCAAGACGAUGGUGAAGACCAUGUCAAACCAUCGGUCAUCUACCAGCUAGCAUCAGGAGAGUUGUACAGUCGAGUGUGCUCCAACAUCUUUCCUCCUACUAUCCAUCCAUGGGAUGGGCAUGUAGCCAUCAUCCAAGGCUUCUCAAGGAGGGGCAUCUAUGUGGUGGAUGAUCGUAACCAACCAGUCACAGAAUCUAUACUCUCACAGACUCAGAAGAUCAAACUGUGUGUAUCUAUCCCUCGGACAUUUAACAUAUUGAAUGCCCAUGUAGGAAUGAUGGAUGCAAUCAUGAAGGCUUAUGUCAAUGAGACGAUCUCCAUUGAAAGCGUCGUACAGGCUGUCAGGAAAUUUACCACAUUCAAUGCGUCGAGUGACCUGCCCUUUGACCUGGAGGAUGCACUUCACUUCUGGAUCACCAAGGUGUGUUUAGCUGUGGAACACCAGGUGGAUAGAGAUAGAAAGGCACACCAGGCUAACAUCAUGCAGUCAGCAGCACCCGCUAUCCGGGUGAAGAGGGACCAGGUGCAGCCAAAGGAGAUGCUACACUUCCCCAAGAUGAACGACAUGAUGAAGGAUCUAUCAGAUGGAUGUUGCCUAGCAACCAUUAUCCAUCACUACUAUCCUCACCUUCUCUCAUUAGAAGAUGUGACUCUGCAUGAGUCGAUGUCCCUUGCCGACUCACUGCACAAUCUUCAGGUGGUAACGUCAUUUUUCCAGCGUAAUCUACCGCACCUCCUUCACUUCACGUUAGAAGAUCUACUCUACUGCCACGACUCCAUGAAAUCCAACAUCCUGGCGUUGGUUGCAGAGAUGUUCUGGUGCUUCGAGGUGGAGAAACCAAGCCAUCUAGAAGCUAAUCAAGUUGCCCAGACUUUUUGGUGUUUCCAAGCCCAACCAGCUGGCCUUGCUGGUUUAGGAGGGAUUCAGUCAUCUGCAUUCACACAGAUGAACUCUCCGAUGAGCAUGGCAGCAAGGCCCCCUCUUCCUAUCAGUGAUGCAACCAAGAGAAGCUUUCAUGCACAGUCACCCAAGACAGAUAUGCAGAGUGUGGAUCUCACCAAAGUACCAUCAAGUCCAAACAGUCAGAGGAGGCUGUUGAACCGCCAGCAACAGGAGAGAAGUUCCAUCUUUGGCGAGAGCCCAGGAGACGAGAACGCUUCACCCAGCGAGUUCCCGACCAGAUCCCUGCAGCGCUCCACGUCAAGGGAGAAGCAACACCCCGGAUCACAAUCCAUCCUGGCCUGGGAGGAGAAAGAACAGCAGGAGAACAGGACUCCUCAAAACACUGCAACCUUUACCAGACCAAGAAGAUUACAAGAAUCUCCAACAACAGUGAACAUGAUGUCUAGCCGAGCAGGCAGUCUCCUUGCUAAUGUGAGCAUCGAUAGUGACAUGAAUGAGAGCCAAGACUUCUCAGGUCUAGACAUUGAGAUCAAUCCCCUCCCAGAGAGAAUGGGUUCUCCAAACUCACAGGGAAGUUAUCAAUCAGGACAGCAGCAGGGUCAGGACAGGUUAAUGACCUUGACCCAGCAACGACCUGUGACCUCGGAGGGUCAGGUCGAGAGUGAGGACUUGGAAGUCGAGAGUUUGACAUCGUCAAGGAUGUCGCAGCAACAGGGAGGGUUUGGUGAUCCCAAGGUUUCGUACAACCCCAUGCUCACCCACAGAACUGAUCCUGUUAUGAAUGGUGUCAACGGAAGUCAGGGAGCAGUGUCUAGUCCUGGGACCUUCAGAGGUAGUCAGAGAGAACAUUUAGAUAGUGCUAUGAGCCCAGCGUCGGAAAAUGGCGGUAUGGAUUCUACAAUGUCUAGGAAGAAUCUGAAGCUGGAUGUCCAUCCUGUUGAUAUUCUAGGCUCUCCUCGGGGUCCGACCAAUGAGUUUAUGCCUGCGAUGGUACGACCAUUGAAAGAGAAAUCGCAUCAGAUUAGGAAGACGGAUGAAAGGGGAGAUCAUAUGAGGCAUCGCAACAAGCACAGGUCAGGUGAUCCUAGAAUGAAUGCUGCUUCUCAACAGUAUCAUGACCAAGGAAGUGAUUCAUCGGAGAGUGUGGAUGCAACGACACCCCUGAGUGGAGAGAGCAUUGCUGAUUCCUUGGCAGGGGAUCUUGCUCUGCAAAGGGCUCGCAUUGCUAGAGGAGCCGGGGCUGGUGGCUUCAUGUUGGCUCCUGCUGCUCAGAGUAACCAGCCUCAAGUAGCAAAAGGUAAACAUGGUGAAGCAUUCUUUAUAAGUGGGAGCGAACAACUACUUCAAGAUGAUGAUCACCACAGCUGUAGUGCUCCCUCAGGAAACAGGAGCUUCACUAUAGCAGAAGGAGCCAUGACAGUUGAUGAUGCGAAGGAGGCUGGAAUUCCAGUGGUAUCGGCAUCCAGGUCUAUGCAAGGUUUGAGUGAGCAUGGUUUCCGCAUGAGACCAGAUGGAAUGACGAGCAGUCAGUCUGACCAAGAGAUCUACCAGCCGCACCCUCAACAUUCCCACUCCUUCCAGAACCCAGUCUCUUCAGCCGCUGCACCUUCAUCCUUGCCAUAUUCCAUGCAUGACUCUUAUUCCAACCCUCAUAAUCCUCACCAGUAUCAACCUAAUCCACAGUUCAAUCCCCAAUCCUCUAACCCCCAGCAUGCUAAUCCUCACCAUGGUAAUCCUCAUUCCAACCCCCAUGGUAAUCCUCACCAUGACUUUCGCACCCACUCCCCGCACCAUCACGUUUCUCAGCCUAACCCAUACGGCCAGCAAGUCGACCCAGAGGCCUAUGAUCAACGUGGUGUCUCUACUUGGGGACACCAUCAGCAGCAGCAACAGCAACAGUUUCAUCCUCACAACACUAAUCCAGGUAUGUCACAAUCCUUUACUAAUCAUUCUAACACUCCUACUAAUCCAGACGUAGAGUCCCCCAAGCUGACGGCAGAGGCAGUCCAGUCUGAACAUCAAGAUAAGAGACCUGUUGCUAUGGAUUUCUUCCAUGAUCUUAGUCCUGUCCAGAAAGAAAAUGGAUAUAGUCCUAGGGUGGAGAGAGAUACGCCUGUCAAUUUGUCACAUACCGGUGCCAUACUAACACAAGAUCAUGUUAACCAUCCCAGUCCUGUUCAGUCACAACCGGUUGUAGAUCAAAGGUCUGGUUCAGUUAGACCUCCAGUUCAUGAUAUUCCCAAUAUCGAACCUCGUAAUUCAAUUGCACAGAACAGAAGUAGUUAUACUAACCCACACACAUUUGCAACAGAUGUAGCAAAUUUCCAAUCUAACCAGUCUGCUUUCAGGGAACCUCCUAACCAUUCUCUGACCACAUGGUCUGCUAAACCUAAACAUUCACCUAACACUGAAUUUCCAACCACUCCCACUUCUUCUGUAACACCGAUUAACACAGGUGCAGCAGGCAAUGGAUAUCAUAUCAGUUCUGGAGACACGGCAAAGCCUAGAGAUGGAAGUGUAUCUUCAUCGGAGUUGACACAUGUACGACUCCGGCUAGAAGAGAAAAGAAGAUUGAUGGAUUAUGAGAGGCACAAGCUUGAGCGCACAUGGAAUAAGCAGAGGCAACGAGUUGGGAAGGCUGCUUUCCUGCAAGUGUUGGCCAACAAAAAACAGGAGAAAGAAGCCAACGGUGAAGGUCACUUAAGAUCAGAACAUCAAAGGAAUAUAGACAAUGCUCACCGACCACAAGGGUUGACAACGUUUGCAGCCCUCAGUGCCAAUCGUGAGAAGCCAACUCUGCAAGAACUUCCCAUAUCGGAACAAGAACAACACCAGCACACCAUCCAGGAAAAACAAUUGACACAGGCAUACUUCCUGGCACAGCAGAACCAAAUGUCCCAACAGCAAGGUCAGAGAACUCCUCUUAACCAACCUCCGCCACAGGCAGAACAUCGCGCUCAGCAGCCCAGCCCGAGCCACAUUGACCAGGUACAGAUGGCUGAAGGUGGACGAAGGUCCAAUGAGAGUCCAAGAUCUGGCAGGGAUUCUGAUAGUCCACGUAUGAGAUCGGAAUCACCAGGUCCCAGGAGAACUGAGAGUCCAGGAGGAUCCAGUUCGGGGUCUCACUCACCGCACCUUACCCAGGAAGAGUAUAACACUUCUCUGGAGAAGCUUAAUGCUAAUCUAUCCCAGCUCCAGAACCAGAUUAUGAGGUUAUCCUUACAGCAAGAUGAAAUCAAGAAAGGCAUGCAUGAAUCUCCUAGACAGGUUCAAGAUUCACCAAGACAGGUUCAAGAUUCACCGAGACAGGUUCAGGAAUCACCGAGACAAAUGGGACAAGAAGAACAUGGUGAUUAUCGAGAUAGCCCAGAGCACAGAGAUGUUCUAAGAGCUCCAUCACAACCUCAACAGGACACUGCUGGUCAAAUGACAGGGUUCUACAUUGAUAGUGGGGAGCAAAGGCCUUCAGAACAAGAUCCCUAUGUCCUGGAGGAAAAUCCUGCAUUCAAUAUACCACAGGGACAACAAAGAAUUAGUCCCCAAGAAAUGCAGCAUAUGCAACAGUCACCCCAAGGAUUCUCCUUAUCACAGCAUAACCAACCAACAGACAAUUUUAAUGAAAAGCAAACGGCCAAUGCUCAAAGAUUAUCAGACGUCACGUAUGUAAAGUCAGAGAUGAACGAUAACAAGUAUAUUAUUCCAGACCAUCUUGAACAGGAUGAUGUUGUUGCGAAUGUACACAUGGAAAGAACAUACAGUGGUCAUAAUCUGAAUUUAGAAAAUGAGAAUCAGUCACAACUCAAGCACAUGUCAGCUGAAGAAGAAGUUCAUUCACCUCCAGCGAAUCAGAAGAAAGGUCAGCCUAUCAUGGCCUUUGACAUUGAUUUUGGAUCUCCUAAGCAACCUCGAGCUCCUCCAGCUAACCAGAGAAAGAAGGAAGCACCACCAAAGAAAGUUCAGGAGAAGAAAACGUCGCCUCCGAGGACUCCUGUCAAGAAGCAGGCUCCUCCAUCUGUUUAUGAAAUCGUAGGUGAAGGGGAAGAAGACGUUCUUGUUCAAAGUGACAUGGUAGUGCGCCCUCUAGAGCCUUUGAAUAUGAGCAAGGAUGAUGAUGCCGCUGAUACUAGUGGGAUGGCUGCAGGGUUUAUCAUCGGAGAGGAUGACAAGGCUCAGGAUGAGUUGGCAAAGAAAAAGGAGAUGUUCCUGAAGGCUCGUCUAAAGAGAGAAGAGGAAGCUAAGGUCAAGAAAGCAUCCAGAGAGGCUGAAGCAGAGAGGAAGAGGGAGGAGCUUAGGAAAAAGCAAGAGGAAGCUGAGAUGAAGAAGGCAGAGCAAGCAGCCAGGAGAGAACAGAUUAGACAGGAAUACCAGAGAAAGAAACAGGCAGAAUUGGAUCCUGACAGUGUGCCACCACCCCCAAGAAAGCAGAAGUCAUCCCGACCCCGCCCCAAGUCACAGAUGGUUACAUCAGACAAGGGACCAACACACAGUCAUGGCUAUACUGCUCUGGAUGGUGCCUCAGACAUCGGACUCAGUGUACAGAAGAAGUCUUAUACCAUACAGUCAUCGGCCGAAGGGGAAGCCCCUGUAGCAGGUGCUACAGCAGGUGCCACAGCACCCCAGCCCCAGGGCUCUGAGAAUCAAUCAAAAGCUCCAGCUCCUUCACAACAAGGAGACGCACCCCAUCCCCCGCCCCAACCCGCACCCCAGGGGGCUGUUGCGGCCCCUCCCCAAUCAUCAUCAACAACACCCCCAUCUACAGCAUCUCCCGCACCAGCCGACCAAGGGGCCAAAAAGUCCCCCUCCUCUGUACGGCGCAUCCCAGAGGCUGUCAAACGCAGACCCCCUUCCCCCAGACCAAGGUCUAACACCCUACCCGGUAAUCUGUCACCGAUGCGCUCCCCAGAGAAACCUAUUUCUCACAACCUCCCUCAGAUUCAAUCCCCUGAAUCAGGGGCUGUUGUGGUGUCACCACAAGAGGGAGCUGUUGCCAAUGUUUCUCCGAGCGUAGCAUCCCAGGAGAGCAGUGGCUCCGGUGGAAGUCAGGCGGCUGAUUAUGCUGGUCCCAAGCUGUUUGUGAAACCAACCAGUAAGUCCAAUCGUCACAUCAUCAUCAAUGCUAUCUCUCACUGCAUCUUGGCAGGAGUCGUCAAUGAGAAAACCAAAGACAAAGUUCUACAGGAAAUUGCCAAGGCAGACCAGAAGCAUUUCAUGAUCUUGUUCCGUGAUCACAGCCUUCAGUUCCGAUCCCUCUAUAGCUUCACUCCAGAGUCCGAGGAACUGACCAAGGUCUAUGGUACAGGUCCGAGGCAUAUCACCAAUAAGAUGACCGACACUCUCUACAAAUACAACUCUGGUGGGAAGCAUUUUGCCAAGGUUCCAUCCAAGUCCCUGUCAGUGCAGAUUGACGGUGUCACAAUCAGCAGUGCCUUCUGGCAGUCCAAGAGAGCAGUCGCCACAAAGAAAUAGUAGUACAGGUCAGGUCAAGGGUUCAAAGGUCAAAAGGUCAAGUAGUGUCGCCAUCCAGAACUAUCAUCGGUAUGUGACUUGUCAGAGGUGAAAGAUUGGCAUUAUAUUUAAUGAAACUGAGAGAUUUAAGUAUGAUGAUUGAAUUUUUAUGAUGUUAAGUGGGUCAGAGGUUAAAGGUUAAAGGUCAGGUGAUCUUAAGUGAAUACCUCCAUGAUUCUUUUUUCCACAUGUAGUUGUAAUCAACUAAUUCAUGCAUGGCUGCCAUAUUCAACUCAUAGUUUAUGAUGGACUAGACUUAGUCCAGUAUCACAGUCACGUGCCAUACACGUGCAGAUAAAUCUGCGGAGGUCGUCUUGAUGAGGUCAGUUGUCGUCAUGGCAAUGGUACUGGAGUGAGAUAAUGUAUGUAUGGCUUCUUGUGAUACAUUAAGAUUCACAGUGUAUGAAAUAUUGAAUGGCAUCCUAGACUCUUUGUCUGAGUGAAACCAUAUGAAGACAAUUAAAUGUGGUUAUCAACAUUCAAGUAACCUUGUCUCUUUGCUAGGCUUCAUGAAAUGAAUACUUUGUACGAAUCACAUGAUGUGUUCAGAUCUGUAGUGUAUGGUAUAGUAUGGUUUCAUCGCUCGAGCGAUACUACAUCUACAAGGCAAUGUUGAAUGUUUGUUAAUAACAAGCAUUUGUGGCUAUGUGUACAGGCUACGCUGUAUUGAAAUGCUUGCAAAAUGAUAAACACUGGGUACAAAUUAUGUGCUGAACAUACAUUUCUUUAUUUGAUUUACUAGUAAUCAUUAUUGAUUGGCAAUAUCGAUCACAUUCUUGAUUCGUUGACAACAAAUAUGGAAUAUGUCUUUAUUUGGAUGCAGUUACAUUAUAUGAUACCAAACUGCUUUUAACCAUGUGCAAUUAAUGUGUUGAAUGUGAAACACAUCUACUAUAGCUUGUAUAUAGCUAAAUGUCUCUCUUUCUCUUUUCACUGUGAAAUAUUUACAAACCUAUUUAUUACCAGCAACAUAUGCACAGAGUUCAAAUCAAUUUUCAUUUACGUUACUACUUAUGGUGGUUUGGCAACAACAAACAUGUUGAAUAUAACCUAUAAUGUUUAUCAUAAUGAUAUGUAGGAGCAAAACACACUCUGCCUUUUGAGUGAUGGAUUAAUAGAAAGCAGAUUUUUCUUUUCGUCACAAGUGGAAAUAACUUUUGUACUUACAUGCUCAGUAAUGCUGUAAUCUUUUUUUUUGGAUAUACUGUGUAUUUGCUUUUAUCAUAUGUUCUCUUCAUUUCAUUUUAUGUCAUGCACAAAUUUAGAAGUAGGCAAGAAGCAAAAUCUUAACAUUAAUUUUGGAUGAUUAAGAGCUCUCAUACUGACAAAGUGAAAAAAUGUAUUAGGAAGAUAAAAGACAAUGUAUAUUCAAUAUUUUGCCAUGGUACCAAUGUUUCUUCACCCUUUUGGUAUUAUUCGAAGUUCUGUGUUAUAAAGGACCAUUCAAAAAGAUAUCUCCAAGGACUUUAAAAGUAAGUUAUAUUCUUGUCCCAUGUAGAUGAUGAGAAUAUUCAUAUUAUUGAUAGGUGUAUUGUGAACUACACUAUGGCUUUGAUACCCAUGCUUUUUCUUUCAAUUUACUGUUUCUUAUGACUUAUUGACUUUUCAUUGUUUUGUAAUCAUGCUUGCUUUUGCAGCUAAUUAGAUUCCUUUGUGCCUUGUUUUUGUCCUAUUGAUAUUGAUGCACACAGACCCUAAUUGGGGGGAGACAGUAUAUUGUAGUGAAUGUAAUGAAUUUCAAAAACAGCCAUUCAUCCUGUGAAUGCGUACCCUAAUUUUAUUGCUAAAUUUUUCAAAUAAUAUAAUUAACUUUAUGAUGUAAUCCUUCAUUUUCACGUGUUGUGAUAACAAAUUUCAUGCGCAUUUUAUAUCUCAAAAUGACUUAAAGGUAAACACACUAUUGCGCUGACCCCCUCAAAUGUUUAUAGUCCUUUAGUUUGCAGUGCAAUUUAAUAUGUUUUUUUCUCUGCAACACUGUUUUCUUUAUUCUGUUUGUUAUCAAUUGUAGAGGUGUAGUUUUAACAUAUUGGGCUGAUUUUGGUCAGCUAAACUUAUAAGGAUUCAUUCUGCAUGAAGAUAUGUGAUGUACAUUAUUUGGGUGAAAUGUUCUGAACUUAUUUAUUCAUGCACUUUUUGUUCCUAACACUGCAUGGCCUACAUUGUAUACUUAAGGUUGAAGGACAUUUCUUCACGUCAUUGUGGAAAUACAUUGCACUGAGAAGGUUACUAAUUUUGAGGUCCCUCUUGAAUUCAUUCAUUUUGGAUGGCAAUUGACAAGACAAGGAAAAUGGGAUAUCUUUCUUUUUCUUGUGACUUUUUGGAAUUAAUUGAAUGAUUCUAGUAGAGAUAUUUUGUUUUUAUUAAUGGGUGUAUGUAAUAAUAACCAACCAAUCUAGUCAAUAGACGAUCUUCACUUUAUUUUUUACACAAAAAUACUGAUUGACAAUAGAGGAGCAUUUAUUUAUUUUUUAUUUGUAAUGUAGAAGCAAUAUACUUGUUUAAUUAUAUGUUAUUUUGCUGGUGUGUCUAUCAUUAGUUUACUAGAAAGCUAGUUUGUUCAUGGGCUUCCAUUUAUUUAUUUUUGCUUGCAAAAUGAUCAAGUGUGUUAUUUUCUGAGAAUUAUUUUUACGUAGCAAAAAUUCAUCUUGUGUUUCAUUAUUGCAUUUCAUUAUUGGAAUGAUUGCAUAAUAUGAAGUGUGUGGAUAGCUGUUUUUAAUGUGGAAACUGCUCCAGAUGAGAAAACUCCUAGUUCUUUUACUUUCUCCUCUUUCCCAUUUCUGUCUUUUCUUCUUCUCCCCAUCAUUGCUAUUUUUACAUCUUAGUUAUGUCUUUUCUUUUCCUCUCGGCACUUUUUCAUACAUGUUGGUAAUUUCUUCCGCCCCCCCCCCCCCCCCCACCCUUCUCCUUCUCUAUCUCUAAUUCUUUCUCUCUGGCAUUCUUUACCUAAUUGAUUACAUCUGUAAGGGUUCAGAAAUGUAAUUACUGCCUGGCCCUUUUAGAAGGUUUUCAUGCAGUAGAACUUUUCCAUGCUGAAAAUAUCUUACUUUUUUGUUCAUCUGAAACAUGAAUGAAAUAUCUGUGCAACGUCAGUGAU
Messenger RNA from Strongylocentrotus purpuratus (purple sea urchin), 9961 nucleotides. RefSeq names its product calmodulin-regulated spectrin-associated protein 2. The transcript is spliced from 21 exons. The record is from RefSeq and is a predicted model, not a curated record. The coding region runs from base 319 to 6828 and encodes 2169 amino acids. Gene Ontology annotation, biological process: neuron projection development; negative regulation of microtubule depolymerization; cytoplasmic microtubule organization. Gene Ontology annotation, molecular function: microtubule minus-end binding; spectrin binding; calmodulin binding. NCBI's taxonomy places the organism in Eukaryota, Metazoa, Echinodermata, Echinoidea, Camarodonta, Strongylocentrotidae. Gene Ontology annotation, cellular component: microtubule minus-end.